This is a messenger RNA of Macrobrachium nipponense, 1008 nucleotides long. RefSeq lists its product as uncharacterized. The record is from RefSeq and is a predicted model, not a curated record. The transcript has a single exon. Gene Ontology annotation, molecular function: nucleic acid binding. NCBI's taxonomy places the organism in Eukaryota, Metazoa, Arthropoda, Malacostraca, Decapoda, Palaemonidae. Bases 1 to 1008 code for a protein of 335 amino acids. Gene Ontology annotation, biological process: DNA integration.
AUGUAUUAUGUAAUAAACGGCUGGCCAAGAGUGUGUCCUGAGGGUUAUGAAGCGAAUCACAGAAUUUUUAGAGAGUUAUCCAUUGAACAAGGAUGUCUCAUACGUGGCAGCAGAGUAGUUAUACCCUCCAGCCUAAGAAGGCGAGUGUUAGAGGAACUUCAUGAGGAUCAUAUGGGGAUUGUUAAAACCAAGAGUAAAGCAAGGAGUUACGUGUGGUGGCCAAGAUUAGAUAAUGAUAUCGAGCAAAUGGUAAAAAAUUGUCUAACAUGCCAGAUUCAUCAGAAUAUGCCCCAUGAGGUGCCACUGAGUCCUUGGCCAUUAGCAAGAGGUCCUCGGGAGAGGAUUCACGUAGAUUUUGCAGAAAAAGAUAAUCAUAGAUUUCUUUUAGUCGUAGAUUCAUAUUCAAAAUGGCCUGAAAUAUAUCAUAUGAAUUGUACAACUUCUACAAAGGUCAUUGAAGUGCUGCGGAUGUUAAUGGCUUCUUACGGUUUGCCUAAAACUUUAGUUAGUGAUAACGGAAGUCAGUUUGUAUCUCAUGAAUUCUCGGAAUUUCUGGGAAAUAAUGGAGUUAAGCACUUGUGUAGUGCAACAUAUUCCCCUAAAAGUAACGGGCAAGUAGAAAGAUUGGUUCAAACGUUUAAGAAUUUUCUUUGCAAAACUUGGGGAAAAUUUAGUGUUCAGACAUUAGUUGCUAAAUUCCUCUUUUCUUAUCGUAAUACACCACAGACCUCAACGGGAACUACUUCCUUGUUUUUAAAACGCGAAGUUCGAACUAGAUUGUCCUUAUUACGUCCUGAUCCUACGGAACAAGGAAUGAAAGCUCAGUCGUCCCAAAAAUAUUAUCAUGAUUUGAGGGGACGCACUCGAAAUCGUACUUUUGAAGUCGACGAUCCUGUCCUGGUUAGGAUGAAUGCUGCCAAAGGGGGAUGGACAUGGGAAAAAGGAAAAGUUAUAUCAACUGAAGGAUCGGUAACUACAGGGUAUCAGUGGAUGGCAGGCAGGUACUAA